GCCCUUGGGACGGGCAGUCGCCCCUCUCUGGCCUAUGACUGCUGGCUGCUCCCACUGACACCUUAUACCCUUGAUCUGAUCAUAAAUAAGAAGCAGCCCGGGGACCUCGAGACUGAAACUGAUUUAGAGACUUCUGGGAGCUUUUUUCACUUCCCUCCUCCCAUCCAGCCAGGACAGAUCCCCGCCCAGAAAGGGGCUAUUGACGGUAGCGGGCUGCGCGUCCAGAACUGGGACUGGGAUCGGGGCGGGGCGGGCAUGGGGACCCGGCCGGGAGGUGAGCGCAGCUGCCGUUCAGCUUGUGGGUAGCGGGUAGCAGGUAGCACUCGGGCUGAGCCAUGCAGGUGCUGUGCGUGGACUACAUCGCUCCCUGGUGGGUCGUGUGGCUGCACAGCAUCCUGCACCUCGGCCUGUGCCUGCAGCCCGUGAACAGCACCUUCAGCCCCGGUGACGAGAGUUACCAGGAGGUGAAGCAGAACCUGAUGAACGUCUCCUACCACAUCGCCCAGGACACCCAGCAUCAUCGCUGACCUGCGGGCCAGAUCCAGCGACUCAAGUGCAAGACUGAUGAGCAGACUGGGCGGGGCCAGGCCCGGGACCAGCAGGAUCGGAGUGACAUCCUCUACAUCCAAGCUGAGGUCCAGCUGCACAGCGGGCAGGGUGAGAAGGCCGGCAUGGGACAGCUUCGGGAGCAGCUCGUCAGCGCCUUCCGGGAGCAGAUGGGUGUGUGGAGGCGCCUGUUGGAGCUGGAGAACCGCGCCAUGGAGGUCCAGAUUAACACCUCCCGACACCUGCUCACCACCACCAGCUGGAAGCAUGAGAAGUCCCGCCGGGCCCUCAGAUGGCGGGAGGAGCAGCGGAAGGAGUGCUACGCUAAGGACAACAGUGAGAAGGACUCAGACACACGCGAUGACCAGCCAGACAUCCUGGAGCCGCCUGAGGUGGCCGUAGCCUGGGAGAGCAUUGCAGCCCUGGUGGGCGACCCGAAGCAGCUGCGCGAGCAGAAGCUGGCGCUGGAGCAGCGCUGCCAGGAGCUGCGCGCGCAGAGCCGGCGCCUGAAGGAGAUGUCGCGGUGCAUCGGCUCUGGGGAGCGGCGCGAGAUGCUGUGCCGCGUGCACGAGCUCGAGGUGGAGAACACCCUGAUGCGGUUUGAGGCCGUGCGCCGCCGGGAGCAGGACCGCAGUCUCUGCCACAAGAUUUUCCAGGGCCAGCAGCAGAUGAUCGACGACUACAACCUGGCCGUCCCGCAGCGCCUGGAAGAGCUCUACGAUGUGUACCUGCGGGAGCUGGAGGAGGGCAGCCUAGAGCGGGCCACCAUCAUGGACCAAGUGGCCUCCAGGGCCCUGCAGGAGAGCUCCUUGCCCGAAAUUAGCCCAGCAGGAACCUCGCUGACCCCAGAUUAUGACCUGGAGAGUGUGAAGACAUUGAGCUCUGAUGCCCAGUGCCUGCAGAACAGCGCCCUCCCUCCCGUCAGCACAGAGAGUGAAGGCCAACCACGUGUUCAAGGCUGGUACUGGGGCCUCGCAGGCAAAAAGCUCUUCUGUGCCUACCCUACCUCCCAUCCAGCUUGGCAGCCUGGUGACGCAGGAGGCCCCGGCUCAGGACAGCCGGGGCAGCUGGAUCAACUCUUCCCCGACAGCAGUGAGAACCUGUCGGAGAUCCCUUUGUCCCACAAAGAGAGGAAGGAGAUCCUGACUGGCGCCAAGUGCAUCUCAGUGAAGGCCGCCUGGCACCGCUCGUGGGCCCUGGGCACCGAGGGGCGACACCUGCUGGCGCCCCGACAGAGCGCACAUGCUGCCAGUGAGGAUAAGCUGUCCAGCAGCACGGGCGAGGCCCCGUCGCGGGCAGUCGGCAUCAUGAGGACGGGCAUCUUCUGGCUGCGUGGCCAGAAGAAAAGCCUGGGCAAGAAAAGGGAGGAGUCACUGGAGGCAACUCCAAGGAAGGAGAGGUCCCGAUACUUCAAGAUCACCGGGCAAGGGGUGAGGCGAGGCCUCCCAGCCCUGGACAGAAUGCUGUUGCCACACCCUAAACAGCCCUGA
Molecule: messenger RNA, 2036 nt
Organism: Nomascus leucogenys (northern white-cheeked gibbon)
Lineage: Eukaryota; Metazoa; Chordata; Mammalia; Primates; Hylobatidae
Product: kinesin-like protein KIF19
Source: RefSeq, a predicted model, not a curated record